AUGCAUAUGUGGUUUUGGUUUGGAAACAAUUUAAAUAAUUUUCUUUUAUCAGGAUACAAUGUUGUUACAAUUACUAGUUUUCUAUGUACUUGCUUAGGUUUAUUUGCACUUGCAAUAUUGUAUGAAGGUAUGAAAGUUUUACAAAAUAAAUUACAGCAAAAUACUAUAAUGUUUAUUCAAAAACAAAACUCAAGAAUAUCUGAGAAUUCUUGUUUACUAUCAAAAAUUUCUUCAGAAUUAAUUGGAAGACAAAUUUCUUUACAAUGCAUACAAUGUUCUACAUGGAGUUUUCAAGUUUUUCAUUGGUUUGUACAUACAUUUCUUGGUUAUGUUCUAAUGUUAGCUGUUAUGACAUUUAAUGUAUAUAUCAAUAUUGCUAUUGUAUUUGGAAGAUGCCUUGGUUAUUGGAUAUUUAGCCCAAAACUUAUAGAAUUUAAUAUGAAACGACUUCAUGAAAAAGAAACAUUAUUAGACUGUGAUAAAGAAUGUGCAGAUAAUAUAAUACAUUGUCAAAGACAUGGAUCAACAACUUCUGCUAUUACAGAACAAUUAGUAACAGAAGCUACUGUUGAGAUUCAUAUGUCAAGAGAUGCUUGAAUCAAGCUAUUUUGAAGAAGAAACCAUCGAGGAACAAUAUUAGAAUAAUAUUCAAUAUUGACAGAACGGUAAAAUAUAUAUCGGGAACCUGUACGCGGGAUU
Eufriesea mexicana is the source of this 699-nucleotide messenger RNA. RefSeq names its product high affinity copper uptake protein 1. The transcript is spliced from 4 exons. Gene Ontology annotation, cellular component: plasma membrane. The record is from RefSeq and is a predicted model, not a curated record. Gene Ontology annotation, biological process: copper ion transmembrane transport. Bases 1 to 597 code for a protein of 198 amino acids. NCBI's taxonomy places the organism in Eukaryota, Metazoa, Arthropoda, Insecta, Hymenoptera, Apidae. Gene Ontology annotation, molecular function: copper ion transmembrane transporter activity.